Molecule: messenger RNA, 7193 nt
Organism: Pipistrellus kuhlii (Kuhl's pipistrelle)
Lineage: Eukaryota; Metazoa; Chordata; Mammalia; Chiroptera; Vespertilionidae
Gene: GTF3C4
Product: general transcription factor IIIC subunit 4
Exons: 5
Coding region: 508-2970 (820 amino acids)
Biological process (GO): transcription initiation at RNA polymerase III promoter
Cellular component (GO): transcription factor TFIIIC complex
Molecular function (GO): histone acetyltransferase activity; protein binding
Source: RefSeq, a predicted model, not a curated record
GGCUCGGCCGGUGGCAGCGGAUGCCAAGUGACACUCAGCCCCAGAGUCCAUGCUUGUGAGGUGCUUUGUAUUGCUCUGAGGAGUAAGAGGCCGGGCGCGAUCGAACCAGCAUUUCCUCCGUUUGCGCUCGUGUUUCUCUUUCCUCCGCAGUUGAGUGGCCCCAGGGAGGUCACUAAGGAGGGUCUGAGGCUCGGUCACCCGGAGUGGGGGCCCUCUAGGCCUCCUGCCCCCAACCCACCCAUCGGCCAAGUUCAGGCGCCAGGGGCCGGCCUUGUAGAGGUGGCACUUUUUUUUUAGACAGGCAGCGCCUUGGCCACCCGGCCAGGCUGUGUCGCCUAGCAACGGCGGGGUCCUUCCUGGCUCGGCGGCGCUUCGGGCCUGAGGGGAGAAAAAUCGCCGCGGAGGGCGCUGGGGGCCGAACGGCGGCGCGCGGGCGCGGGAGGCGGCAACCGGCCGGCGACGCGGGACUGGCGCGCCCGGGGGAUCCGCCGCCGCAUCUAACGGGAGAUGAACCCGGCCGACAAGGACCGGGUGCGGCCCGCGGCCGACGGGCCUGCGCCGCCCGAGGAGGAGGAGGAGGAGGGGGGCGAGGCGGGCGGGAGGGAGCCGGCGGCGGACGCGACCCCCGGGCCCAGCGACGCGUUCCGCCUCCUGGCCGCCCGGCGGGAGCCGGCCGUGAAGCUGCAGCACCCGGUGAGCGGCCUGGAGCCGCUGGCCUGGUCCGAGGACCACCGCGUGUCCGUGUCCACGGCCCGCAGCAUCGCGGUCCUGGAGCUCAUCUGCGACGUGCACAACCCGGGCCAGGACCUGGUCAUCCACCGCACCUCCGUGCCCGCCCCUCUCAGCAGCUGCCUCCUCAAAGUUGGCUCAAAAGCAGAAGUUGCCCAGUGUAAAGAGAAAUUUGCCAGCUCUGCAGACCCCGCCAUCAGCCAGACCUUCAUGCUAGACAGGGCAUUCAACCCAGAGGGGAAGGCUUUGCCCCCACUGAGAGGGUUCAAGUACACCAGCUGGUCCCCCAUGGGCUGCGAUGCUAACGGCAGGUGCAUCUUGGCGGCUCUGACCAUGGACAAUCGCCUGACCAUCCAGGCUAACCUCAACAGACUGCAGUGGGUCCAGCUGGUCGACCUGACUGAGAUUUACGGAGACCGUCUCUUUGAGACCAGUUACAGGUUCUCUAAGACCGAGGCCCCGGGAGGGAACCUGGCGGACUUUGCCGAGUUCCAGAGGAGGCACAGCAUGCAGACCCCGGUGCGCAUGGAGUGGUCCGGCAUCUGCACCACGCAGCAGGUCAAGCACAACAACGAGUGCCGGGACGUGGGCAGCGUGCUGCUGGCCGUCCUCUUUGAGAACGGCAACAUCGCCGUGUGGCAGUUCCAGCUGCCUUUCGUGGGCAAGGAGUCCAUCUCCUCCUGCAACACCAUCGAGUCGGGAAUCACCUCUCCCAGCGUCUUGUUCUGGUGGGAAUACGAGCACAAUAACCGGAAGAUGAGCGGCCUCAUUGUGGGGAGCGCCUUCGGGCCUGUGAAAAUCCUCCCCGUCAACCUCAAGGCCAUUAAAGGCUAUUUCACGCUGAGGCAGCCCGUCGUCCUCUGGAAGGAGAUGGACCAGCUGCCCGUGCACAGCAUCAAGUGCGUCCCGCUCUACCACCCUUACCAGAAGUGCAGCUGCAGCUUGGUGGUGGCCGCCAGAGGGCCCUACGUGUUCUGGUGUCUCCUCCUCAUCUCCAAAGCAGGUCUGAACGUCCACAACUCCCACGUCACGGGCCUCCACUCCCUGCCGAUCGUCUCCAUGACGGCCGACAAGCAGAACGGGACAGUGUACACCUGCUCCAGUGACGGCAAGGUGAGGCAGCUGAUUCCCAUCUUCACUGACGUCGCCUUGAAGUUUGAACACCAGCUGAUUAAGCUGUCAGAGGUGUUCGGCCCCGUGAGGACACACGGGAUAGCGGUGAGCCCGUGCGGGGCGUACCUGGCCGUCAUUACGACUGAGGGCAUGGUCAACGGCCUCCACCCCGUGAGCAAGAACUACCAGGUCCAGUUCGUUGCUCUCAAAACUUUUGAAGAGGCAGCUGCUCAGCUCCUGGAAUCUUCGGUUCAGAACCUCUUUAAACAGGUAGACUUACUAGACCUCGUACGCUGGAAGAUUCUGAAAGAUAAAUACAUCCCUCCGUUUUUACAAGAAGCUUUGGAAAAAAAGAUCGAGAGCAGCGGGGCCACCUACUUUUGGCGCUUUAAACUUUUCCUCCUGAGGAUUCUGUACCAGUCGAUGCAGAAAGCCCCGUCCGAAGCCUUGUGGCAGCCCACCAAGGAGGACGCCAAGACCUUACCGGUCGACUCCCCUGGGCUGGGCCCCGCCGAGGACGAGCAAGAAGAAGGCACGUCCUCCAGGCCGGCGGCCAAGCAGGGCCUCCAGGAGAAGAGCAAAGAGGGGGACCCGGACGACCCGGCGGAUGACUCGCUCACCCAGGCUGGGGACGCCGGAGGCCACGAGCCGAUGGAGGAGAAACUGCUGGAGAUCCAGGGGAAGAUCGAAGCUGUGGAGAUGCACUUGACCAGGGAGCACAUGAAGCGGGUCUUGGGGGAAGUGUACCUGCACACCUGGAUCACGGAGAACACCAGCGUGCCCACCAGGGGGCUCUGCGACUUCCUCAUGUCCGACGAGGAGUAUGACGACCGCACAGCGCGGGUGCUGAUCGGCCACAUCUCCAAGAAGAUGAACAAGCAGACCUUCCCCGAGCACUGCAGCCUGUGCAAGGAGAUCCUGCCCUUCACGGACCGCAAGCAGGCCGUCUGCUCCAACGGCCACAUCUGGCUCCGGUGCUUUUUAACCUACCAGUCCUGCCAGAGCCUGAUAUACAGAAGGUGUUUGCUCCACGACAGCAUUGCCCGCCACCCGACUCCGGAAGACCCUGACUGGAUCAAGAGGCUGCUGCAGAGCCCCUGCCCAUUCUGUGACUCUCCCGUCUUCUGACCGGCCGUGGAGGAGCAGACAGGGCGUGAUCUGUGGGGAACACUCCGGCUGGAGAGAGGGCUGCACUGGGUCUGCCUGCGCAGGGAGGGGCGCUGCUUCUGUCUCUGCGGACCAGAGCUGUCUGUGCGAGACGGAGCCGAGCCCAUUCAUUUCGAGGUGAACGUCAGCCCCCCUCCUUGCUCAGCAAGGAGUACUUGCUUUUACAGCGUCUUGACUGAAGCAGUUUGGACAAAGGCCCUGUCAUCCCAGGAACAGAUUUCUAGAGACUGGAGAAGGCCUGUGGGCUGCGUGAGGGUGAAGCCUGGCCUGGGUCUGGAACUGCCUGUGGCUCGGAGAGCGGAGGUGGCCGGCCCGUGGUGGCCAGUGGCCAGCAGAUGCUCACAGUGUCUGAGCGCAGGGCCCGCUGCUGUGCCCAGCAAACAGCCACAGAACCGAAUCCGCCAAACCUCGUCUGAAAACAUUUUCCUAAACUCUGUAUUUUUAAGAGGUCGAAGCCAAGACUAAGACUGGGUUUAGUGUGUCCAAAGGCCCAGUGACUUGUGAAGGGGUAACUGUGGCACUGAAUGAUUUCCGUGUCACCAGCUUCCUGCCCCAGGGCCGUGUGUAAGGACUCGGGUGCUCACUCAGGCAGCCACGCCCGCUUCAGACCCAACUGUGGUGCCGAGCGAGCCAUCUGUGCACAGAGGAGUGCUCGCUCCUUCCAGUAUUAAAUCUUGGGGUGUUUUAAUAUGGACAUUUGCAGAAGGUUCAUGUCUGUCCAGCCAGAGUUUGCCUAGAGACUGCCAGACAGACAGCAGGCGCUUGCACCCGGCACAGCAGGUGGGCAACUGCUUGGCGAGCUGAGAGUUUCUCCACAGAGCCCCUGCUCUGGCCCACAGGUGUCUCUGGCUAAGAGAUGUUCGACGUUCAUUGGUUUUACAACGUAAAACAAAAAGUAGCCAUGCUGGAGCGACAGUGCUGGGUCUCUCCGGUCAGGUCCUGGGGACCGGUGCCCAUCAGUGCUGCCAUUCUGACUCAUCCUGCAUGAGUUUGCCUGACUGCCACCGCUCCUGCUUCUACUCUGUGUCCUUCAUGAACAGCGUCUGCCUCACCUGCUGCUGCUUAUUCUGGUGGUAAUUUCAAGUGCAGCUCGAUCCAGCCUUCCGUGUCGGCACGUUGAGUUGAUUUUCAGAAAGAGGACAGUCAGCAGUAAAACUCCGCGCAGCGCAGGUGUGUGGUUGCAGACGCUUUCUGCCUGUAGCCGUGUCACUUCCCCCACAAAUGUGACAGUAACAAUUGGGAUCCUGUCAAAGAGUCAUUGCGGUGUUAAUAAUCAUGAAUGCUCCGCUUCACUUAGGAUUUGUUGCUACUCAGAACCGGUAGCUUUAUUGUCGGAGAAUGUGGCACUGCUGCCAUUUAAGAUGUUAAGUGUUUUUUUUUUAAAGCAGUUGUGCGUUUGGGGGAGACGGAAUUAUUAGGCGUUCACUGAAGGGGCCUCCCUAAUGAAUUAUUUGUGUGUCUGUGUAGGAAUAAUCAUGCCACUCUUUUACCAGAACACGCUUCUCCCCAGGGACAGAAGCCCCACCUGCUGCCGCCCAAAUUCCCACCCCCGUCCCUGGAGAUGAGCCCCCGGCCUGAGGGAGGAGCUGAGAGGACUGCAUUGUAACCCUCACUGAGGACAUGCGUUUUAGAGAAAGGAAGAGAGAGAGACACCCGUUGGUUGCCUCUCGCACAUGCCCCAUCUCGCACAUGAGCCUGCACCCUAGUACGAGCUCUGACUGGGAAUCAAACAUGGACCGUUUGGUGCACGGGAUGCCAGCCAGCCAGCCGAGCCGCGCCAGCCAGGGCAGGCGCCUCCACUUCUCUAAGGACAGGCAUCUUCUGCCCUUUUUCUCGUUGGGGAUUGGGCAGCACACACAGUGAGACAGUGUAAGCCCCACACGGACAGCCUCCAGCCGCUGCCUGGCGGGGCCUUUCUUGUGACCGUCCGUAGCGCUUAAGCCGCCCUUCUGCCGCCGGGGGGUCAACAAGGCGCUGGCGGCAGUGCGUCCAGAGCCCCUCCCCCAGGCUCUAACCCGCGCCUGGUUUUAGUGCAGGUAUCCGUUGGCAGCUCUGACAGGGUGUUCACCUUCAGCUGUUCCUCUGGAAUCGGAAAGGGGCUUUUGGAGUUAACGUCACGUCUGCUGACAUGAUCUCUGCUCGCGCUGAUUCCGGAGCACGUGGACCGUGCCUGUGCCCUGUGAGGUCAGAGGUGCACGUGUAGCGUGGCUUCCCGGAUCUCAGUCCUGUAGCCUCGUGCCGGGUGAAGCUGUGGGUGUGCGGGCUGUGCUUGUCCCGGGCCUGCGCUCCGUCUGCAGCACUGUCACUGGCCGAGGGGCUGCAGCCUCCCACGUGCAGACACAGCCUAAGACACAGCUGUUUCUGAACACUUGGUGUGAAGCAACAGGUUUUUAAAAAUACGUAUUUUUAUUGAUUUCAGAGAGGAAGGGAGAAAGAGACAGAAAUCCACAAUGAGAGAGAUCUUUGGUUGGCUGCUUCCUGCACGCCCCCCACUGGGGAUCGAGCCCACAACCCAGGCCUGUGCCCGUGGCCGGAAUUGGUCGAUGCUCUGUCCACUGAGCAAAACCGGCUGGGCCAAAAUGAACAGAUUUAAGGGGAACGGCUUAAAGGUGUCCUGUGAAGAACUUAAUCCUUUCGGUGUAUGAAUCUUCCUCUCCCAGUCUCUAUCCAGCGGGAUGGCUCAGCUUUUCGUAGCUUGCCUGUCCUCUGAGUGGUAACUACCCUCUCGGGGAGUGAGUUUGGUCAGAGCAGUACUGCUGAGAUUGCCACCCGCUGUCUGUCCGUGCAUUCCAGGAGUAGGGGAGUUGAAAAGGGGCAGGUGGACCUCUCAUGCCCACAGAGCAGGGGUGCAGGCUGUCUGGUUGAAAUGCUGUCAGUGGGUGGGGAGGUACAAUACAUUUCAGAGCUCAGGAGGUUGUGUGUAUUUAUAAGGUCAGAGCUGUUUACUUCACCGCCAUGAGCUCCUGUUGCCUGCACAGGAAUAUCGUAAAGUGGUCGCAUUAGAGGCCCCAGAGGCUGUGAGGCCUUGAGGCUGUAAGACUUCAUCCGUCUGUCACGUAGCUAACUUCAUCCGUGGGGUCAGGUGCUUGGGUACUAGUUAGAAUUAAAUGCAAAAAUCAGUGAAGUCUUUUCCAGACUGACUCAGAUCUGUACUUUAAUGUAUGAAAGGGAAUAUCAGACUUGUUUAUAAAAAAAUAAUUGUGUAGAGAAGGAAGUCUGUGUUGUGUGUACUGAUAUGUAGUUUGUCUACGCAGCGCCCAUGCUAUAAUCUUUGUGUUCUGCUCUGAAUUUUUGUAUGUUUACAGAUGACAUUUUUUAAAUAAAAAGAAUAGGCAUUUAAAAACAUAAGGUUAUAAAAGGGAGAUUUAAAAAAUUUUUUGCCAUCUGACCAGGUGGUGUGUUAUUAACUCUUUGUGUUUAAAUGAUAACUGAAGAACAAUAACACCUUUUGCUUGGAAUGUCCCGCCAUCCAGAAAAAUGGCCGCUCCUCCAUCGCACAUGUGUACAUGGUAUUCAUUGUUAGACUGUACGCUCCUCAUGGGCAGGAACUGUCCGUUUCCUCUCGGUACUUCCCGCGGCACCAAAGUCCAGCGCCCACACAGGAAACGGCUGUGGCCGGAGCGGGCUGGGAGCUCCGCCUCCUGUCAGGGGGGCGGCUCACUUCCGGGCGCUCAGGCCUGCUAAGAACGGGACUGGAAGAGGGUCGACUCCUUUCCUGGGAUGAACUGAGCUUCUUGGGGUGCCCCGGAGGGCGCCAUCUCGGCACCAGCAGCCUUCCUUCCUGCGCGUAAGGCACCGCGUCCUGAGCUGCUCUCACCUGGGCUUGGUUUCCGGGGAGGCUGACGGGGGGGAGAGUGUAGAGAAAACGGAGUGGACGACUCGGAGGGGGUUUGCCCAUGUGUAGCCCCAUUUUCACUAAAGAAGGCGCCACAGACCCGCUGUCUCUGCCAGUCAGCUGCCCUCCAUCUCCCUAGCUGACGACAGACCACUGGUGGUUAGCUUUUCUCCAUUUUGGAUUUCCCUGUUGCUCGUUGGAUUCUAGUCCUUAGAAUCUGUAAAGUUGCUGUGAAUAUCUAGUGCUGUACAUAGCGGCAGUUUUGUAAAAAUGUGAUGAAAUAACCUCAAACGUGUUUUGUAUGCAGAGCCACUAGUAUUGUUACCACAGCCAACUUUUUAUUCAAAAU